GUGCAGUGGUGCGAUCUUGGCUCACUACAAGCUCCGCCUCCUGGGUUCGAGAGAUUCUCCUGCCUCUGCCUCCUGAGUAGCUGGGACUACCGAUCUCCUGACCUCGUGAUCCGCCCACCUCGGCCUCCCAAAGUGCUGGGAGCCGCGCCCCUCCCCCAGCCUUCCCCAAGCCUCUGGGAGGUUCCAGGAGGAAUUUCAGAGCAACUCUUCCGUUUGCCAGCAGAAGGCGAUGGAGACCAGCCUCGGCUGGACUACUUCCUCCCCAGAGGCCCUACACCGCCUCCCCAUCCAGACCCAAGGUUCCCUAGUGGUCCGGACGGUUUCCUUGGCAUCGCUGGCACCAGGGAAAGCCGGGCGGGGGUGGCCGGAAGGGAGCAAGACGGAGAGAGAGCUGCGCCAGCUCCCCGGGGACCGCCUGCCUGCAGGCGCGAGGCGGCGCUUGCAUCAGCGCCUGCCAGGGCAGGGGCAGGGAGCGCGGCCACCGGCGACGUCAGUCGCUUUCCCAGAAGAAUUCCACUUCCUGCGGCCGGGGCCCCGGCUGUCUUCAUCACAGCUCCUCCUAUGUCACAUUGCCUCGGGUCCCACCAGCACUGCCCUGAGCUGGAAAAUCCCUCUGAGCCCGAGCAGCCCGUGACCAUAGAGGCAGGAAACUAUGACACUCGAGGCACACAGGGUGACAAGCAGGGCCACUCCUGUUUCCCGGCUCAGAGCCUGUCCAGGCCUGCAGAUUCCCCACUGAGCAACAGAAACAACCCCUCGCUGAUGGGACAGCCAGCCCUAGAGGAGGGAGCAGCUGUCCAAACCCCCAAACACCUCCCUACCAGCUACCUGCGAGGCUUCUGGGCCUUCCCCCUUCCUCCACCCACCCUUCUGUCACACGUCAGCUGA
Molecule: messenger RNA, 888 nt
Organism: Mandrillus leucophaeus (drill)
Lineage: Eukaryota; Metazoa; Chordata; Mammalia; Primates; Cercopithecidae
Product: proline-rich protein 2-like
Exons: 7
Source: RefSeq, a predicted model, not a curated record